GAUAGUAUAAAUAUGCGAAGCUAAUCGGGUUUUUAGGGUUUUUGUGUCAUCAGAAUCAAUCUUUGUGAUUUUCUUCUGCUCAUCUCUAUCGCCAUGACUGCUCAGACUAAGGAAGAGCUUCUCGCCGCUCAGCUUGAGGAGCAAAAGAUUAAUGCUGAUGAACCUGUAAUUGAGGAUGACGACGACGACGAAGAUGAUGACGAAGAUGAUGACAAGGAUGAGGAUGAUGUUGAAGGACAUGGAGAGGCCAGUGGUAGGUCUAAGCAAAGCAGAAGUGAGAAAAAGAGUCGUAAAGCAAUGCUGAAGCUUGGAAUGAAGCCUAUCCCUGGUGUCAGCCGUGUCACAGUCAAGAAGAGCAAAAAUAUUCUUUUUGUCAUUUCGAAACCAGAUGUUUUCAAGAGUCCCACUUCCGAUACCUACAUUGUUUUUGGCGAAGCGAAGAUUGAAGAUUUGAGCUCCCAGCUACAGACCCAAGCUGCGGAGCAGUUUAAGGCUCCUAAUUUGAGUAACUUGACAUCAAAGCCCGAACCAUCAACCGUGGUUCAAGAUGAUGAAGAAGUCGAUGAGACUGGGGUUGAACCCAAGGACAUUGAACUGGUGAUGACUCAAGCUGGUGUAUCAAGACCAAAGGCCGUGAAAGCACUCAAAGCAACUGAGGGUGAUAUCGUAUCGGCUAUAAUGGAACUUACAAAUUAACAUGAAGUAUUAUGAGGAUGUUUUUAAUAGGGAGUGUUGGAAUCUUUUUGCCUUGCUUUCCCAUAUGUUUUUACCUGCAGAAUUUGAAGUUGAGAGAUUGAAUGGUUCUUUUGUAAACUUUUUCGUAUUAGUUCUUAUAUUUCAUUGUGCUGAUUAUUAGCCACAA
This is a messenger RNA of Cucumis melo (muskmelon), 862 nucleotides long. Its product is annotated as nascent polypeptide-associated complex subunit alpha-like protein 1. Lineage: Eukaryota; Viridiplantae; Streptophyta; Magnoliopsida; Cucurbitales; Cucurbitaceae. The transcript has 4 exons. The record is from RefSeq and is a predicted model, not a curated record. Bases 94 to 696 code for a protein of 200 amino acids. Gene Ontology annotation, biological process: protein targeting to membrane. Gene Ontology annotation, cellular component: cytoplasm; nascent polypeptide-associated complex.